GCUCAGAGGUUAACAAUGCAAUUGGCGUUAAUUGUAAUCUUUUGCUACACUUUAGUGAAUGCAGCAUCAGCCGAUGAUCUCCUCGAGCUGGGCUGCACCACGGACGAACAAUGUAAGCAGUUCGAACGGAGCAGCUGCCGAGAUUCCCACUGUUUUUGCACCGGAGCCGAUAGCGAUAAGCGCGUGGCCUGCAAGCCCAAGGAUCGAAAGUUGAGUAACAUAAUUGGAGGACCCUGUACACAGGAGCAUGCCUGCAGCCAGGAUCAUGCCGAGUGUGAUGCCAAGACGCAGCUAUGCUAUUGUGCCGCCGGCUUUAUACCCAGCGAGGAUCGACGCCGCUGCCUGCCGCAGCUGGUGCCCCUGGACGGACGCUGUGAGCUGACGAGUCAAUGUCAGUCGGCGGAUAAGUCAGCCGUAUGCCACCAGUCGCAGAAGAGCUGCCUCUGCAAGGCGCACUUUGAGCCACAUAACGGACGCUGCCUGGCCACAUUGGAUUUGAGCUGCAUCAAUGACACGACUUGCCAGAAGUUGGAUGCCAUUUGCGUGGAGAAGCUCAAUAAAUGCGCCUGCACCGCAGGACUCGUCCACAAUCACAACAUGACCCACUGUAUGCCGAGCGCUGUUUAUGGCGCCAGCUGCACAACGAACGCUCAAUGUCAGUUGACGCUCGGCGUCGACGCCAUUUGCAGCAACAACAGCUGCAGCUGCCGCUCCAAGUACUAUCCCAAGAUCAUGACCCAACAGGAGCAGAACCAAGUGAUGAACACCACCAGCUGCGAGCCGAUAGUGACCUAUGGCGCCUACUGUCACCAGGACAAGGACUGUCAGCAGCAGCAGGAGAAGAAACAACUGUCAAACUUGACAUGCAAAUAUGCCGAGUGCGUUUGCCAGCAGGAUUAUCAUGUGGUGGACAACGAGAAGUGUGUGCUGAAUGCAGCAUCUGCGAGGAAUCCGGUUAACAUCAUUCUAGCCAAGCUAAUGAUAACAACUCAGUUCUUUUGGCAUAUUUAUUCACGUAUACGUACAUAAAUAAAAAAAAAAAAACAAAUAAUGUAUAAAGAAUAUGAAAUGUAUUCAGUUUACAAAGUACAAACACAUGUAAAUAGAAGAUAAACUUUUUUU
Molecule: messenger RNA, 1122 nt
Organism: Drosophila innubila
Lineage: Eukaryota; Metazoa; Arthropoda; Insecta; Diptera; Drosophilidae
Product: zonadhesin
Exons: 2
Coding region: 16-1029 (337 amino acids)
Source: RefSeq, a predicted model, not a curated record